Messenger RNA from Prosopis cineraria, 860 nucleotides. RefSeq lists its product as uncharacterized. The transcript has a single exon. The coding region runs from base 178 to 756 and encodes 192 amino acids. The record is from RefSeq and is a predicted model, not a curated record. Lineage: Eukaryota; Viridiplantae; Streptophyta; Magnoliopsida; Fabales; Fabaceae.
UGGGUGGCGUCCAGAGAAGCCGUUAUUGCGAAUCUCAAGCUUCUCUCUCAAAUCUUUAUACUGUUUGAUUCGAUUCUUCAUUCUUCGCAUCUCCUUCUUCGCCUUCUCCCUCGUGAUUGCGAUCCCAAGCCUGCCUUCUCUCUAUCUGCCUCCAUUUUCCAGCUUCAAUUUUGGAGAAUGAAGGCAGAAUCUCGCAAACGGAACCUCUGUCUCGCCGUCACGGCGGGUGUGGUGAUCGCGAUCGUCCUAAUCAUAGUGAUUCUAGCAUUCACGGUGUUCAAACCCAGGCGUCCCGUCGACACCAUCGAUUCCAUUACGAUUCAGGAGAUGCACGUCGGCCUCAAUGUGGCCCAGCUCGUCGUCGAUCUAAACAUCACCCUCGGCAUCGAAGCCUCCAUCAAUAACCCCAAUCACGUCGGAUUCAAGUACUCCGACUCCAACGCUCUGCUCAAUUACAGAGGCCAGCUCGUCGGAGAAGCUCCUAUUCCCGCAGGCGAAAUCAAAGCAGGGGAGACCGAGUUCAUCAAAGUCAGUCUCACCAUCAUGGCGAACCGCCUCCUCUCUAAUUCGCAGUUUUUCAAGGAUUAUAUCUCCGGUUCGUUGCCUCUCAGCACUUGGAUUACGACUUCUGGAAAAGUAAGCAUCCUGGGGUUUAUUAAUGUUCAUGUGGUUUCUACUUCGUCAUGUGAUUUUGCGAUCAAUGUUUCCACCAAAACCAUUGGCCAAAAAGAGUGCCGUUACAAAACUGAGCUUUGAUUUGGUGUUCUAGAUCUGCAAUUUCCACUUCUUUUUUCCUAUUUAUCUGACUGAAUCAUCUGCUGUAUAUAUUGCUUUUUGAUAUGUACGCAGAUUUAUCUGUA